Molecule: messenger RNA, 1032 nt
Organism: Rhodofomes roseus
Lineage: Eukaryota; Fungi; Basidiomycota; Agaricomycetes; Polyporales; Fomitopsidaceae
Exons: 12
Coding region: 1-1032 (343 amino acids)
Molecular function (GO): NAD+ poly-ADP-ribosyltransferase activity
Source: RefSeq, a predicted model, not a curated record
AUGGGUCGUAUUCCUCGUAUUGCGAUAUUCGGCGCAUAUCUGGACACGGAGGAAAAGAACUGCGAAUCACGACCUGCGUAUAUUGAGGGCAAUUAUGUACACGAUUUCUGCGGCGGACGCUGCCGUGAUGCCUUCCAGAAUGGGACGAGCAACCCAGCGAGCCCGCGCGCGUCUCCUGCCCCUGUUUCUCGUGUCUGCAAGCUGCCAAAGUGCCAACAGCCGACGUUCGUAGGGGGUGAUGGCAUGCCGAGCGACUAUUGCUCCAACGCGCAUCGUCUUGAGGCCGUGCGUAGUGGAAAGGCGGAAGCAUGUCUCUUCUGUAACAAGUGGCCGAAGUCGGUCAUCAACGGAAAGUUGAGCGACUUCUGCUCGAGGCGAUGCAGCGAAGAUACAUUUAGCUCAGCUCCAAUCAUCUUGAUUGUCACCCACAACAUGACGUCCUUCAGAGAUGUCGCGAAGCAGUUCCGGGACCAGUGGAAGCACCCGACGCCCAAACCGACCGUGGUCAAGAUAUGGAAGAUCUACUGCGACAAGGACCACACGGACCAGUUCUCGCGGUACAAGCUCGCCAUCGAGCGCAAGACCAACUACACGGGCGGGAACAGCAAGCGGCGGUGGCACGGGACGAUCCGCACAUGCACGGUCGGCGACAGCGACGGGCAGAUGAAUCUUUGCUCGAAUGUUAACUGCUCGCUUUGCAGCAUCAUCCGCACGUCGUUUCAUCUCGCGAAGGCAGGCCAGCGCACGAACUUCGGCCGGUUCGGCGCGGGGAUAUACACCUCCGCGACGUCGUCGAAGGCGAACGACUACGUCGACGAGCGCGGCGGGUCGCCGUACAAGGCGAUGCUCCUCAGCGACGUCGUGAUGGGCAAGGCAGUCAAGAUGACGACAGGAGACGAGGACCUCACUGCGCCCCCGACGGGAUAUGACUCGGUUGUUGGCGAGCCUGGCGGCGACUUGAACUACGACGAGGCCAUUGUUUACAAGAAUGAAGCGAUCCGGCCGCUCUUCCUAGUAAUUUACCGCCAUUGA